Molecule: messenger RNA, 2174 nt
Organism: Scheffersomyces coipomensis
Lineage: Eukaryota; Fungi; Ascomycota; Pichiomycetes; Serinales; Debaryomycetaceae
Exons: 1
Coding region: 420-1922 (500 amino acids)
Cellular component (GO): TTT Hsp90 cochaperone complex
Source: RefSeq, a predicted model, not a curated record
CUCGAGAUUUUUCAGCCAAUUGAACAAGCUGUUCAUUUGAUAAACCGACAUGAGGUUUACCCUCUAUGAAUGCAAUCGUUGCAGGUAUACCUCCGUUAUCUCUUACAGUUUGUUCUACUUUUUGAGCCAUUUCUAAAUUUUGAGGAUACGCCAUUCCAUGAGUUAUGAUUGUAGAUUCUAAGGAAACAACGGGUAAAACCUUAUCAUUCAAGGCUUGUUUGACCUCAUCUGUAAUUAUUAAUGGGAAUUUAUUCCAUCUUCUUAUACUACUCGAAAGUAGUCUUUUUGCAAUUGCACUCUUCAUUAAAUAGGAAUUGUUACAGUAUCAAUAAUUUCAUCUAGAUAUUUUUUUGUUUACUAUAUUUUUUUUUUCAGAAUAUUGCAAACAAGACUUAUUUAGCAGAAAUCAAGCCAGAAUAAUGAAAUCAUUUUGGAAUAUAGAGCUUGAUGAUGAUAUAACAAUAGACGUUAUACGAGAUUCUCCUCUAAGCCCAGAUCAGAUCAGUACUAUUUAUGAAAAGUUCAGCAAAGAUCAAGAUCAAUAUCAAUCUAUUCCAUUCGAGAAAUUAUCAUUUGAGGAUUUAUUUGUAUUAGAAUGUAUAAUAAUAAAAUCACAUAACGGCUACGACCCAACAAAGUUACUCGAUUUCCUAAAGCAUUCGCUAGAUAUCCCAGAUGGAAUAAACUGGAAUAGGGAGGUUGAUACUAGCCUUAAAAACAAAUAUUAUCACUACUUAAGAUUAUUAAGAGUUAUUUCAAAUCAUUCAGAUGACAUAUCAGCUUUUGUAUCAGUAAUAUCCUAUCAUAUCAAUCCUCAUACCCCUUGGAGUUCAAUGACUAAUUCUUUAUUAAUCAAAGAUAUUAUAUCGUCUUCAUCUAAGAAACAAGAAUCUAUACAACAAAUUCUUCCUGAUUUCAUUGCAGUUAAUUGGAAGCAAAAUCUAUUGAAAAUCGAAUCGACAGGCAAACAUACAGCAUUGAAUCCAAGAUUAGGCAAAAUAGUCGAAGAUGACAUUAGAAAAUCUUGGAAAUCCUCAUCUAAAGUGAAAUCAAUUUCAAUGACAUGGUUCAUAAUAUCGGAGUCAAAUGAUAUAGUCUUUGAAACUAAUUGGAGGCUAUUAAUCUCUUUCAUUUUGAAUAUUUUAGAUGAUCACGAACCAGUUUUUAAGUACCAUGCGUGUUUAUUAAUCAAUUUGCUUUUAGCAAGAUUUGUUAAGAGUCUGAAGUUAUAUUUACUUAAGAAUUCGGGGUUAUCUCAGAUUUUAUCAGAUUCAAUAAAAAAGUGUUUAAACUAUUUACCACCUAGUACUCCAGAAAGCAUAUCUGGAAUGCUAUUAGAGGAGGCCUAUAGAGGAUUGUAUUUAAUUAUAGAAAGCUCAGAUGAUCAGGUGUUGGCAGUGGUUGCCAUUAUAAAUGAUGAUAUAGUUUCUUCACUUUCACGAUUACUACUUGAUAAGCCAUCAAAAGUGACUUUACUACUUAUUAAACAGUUAGACUAUAUUAUAACAAAUGUUCUACAUACUAGAGUGAUGUUAGCAUUUUCCAAAGUUGUGUAUUUGAUUAAUCAAGUCAUUACCAAUGGUAAUUUGUAUUGGCAAACUGGUCUUGAAUUGGACAUAAUAUUGGCAGCUUUAAACACACAAAAUUCGUUAUUUGAACAAUUUAUAAGUUUAGGUGAUGUUGAAAGUUUUAAUUUGAUAUCCACUUAUAAAUACGAUUUUUUUGGUGCUUGGAGUAUUGUAUUGAAUAGAUCAAAUAAUGGAAAGAAUGAAACAUUAGUUGCCACUGUCAAGGAAAAUUUAAGCCAAUUAGCAGUAAUAAUGGAAAGAAGUGAUAAUAAAGGUAAUAGUUCAUUUAAUGAUAUUGUCAAUGAACUUAGUCAGAAGGUUCCUGGGAUGGAAAAGUAUCUAGAAAUAGUUUAAGUUGCAAUUAAAUAUAUAUUGAUAUGUACAUGAAAUAGAUACGAAGAACUAUUAAUUAAGUCUAUUGCUGACCUUGUAAUGCUUGAACGACUUUGAUGUUAGUAUCUAAGAAUCUGUUAAGACAAUUAGUAAGACAUUGCUCCUCUGAGGAACUCAAAUUACCAUUAGUUAUUGGUCUAUUAGCAUUACACUUCUUGAAACACAUAUCAGUGAAAUUAUGUAUGGACAUUUGAACUUUUGAUUUUGAUUGUU